AUGGCGGUCAACGAGGCGCUCGAGCGCAGCGGCGAUGACAUCAAGGAGAAACUCGCAGACUUCGAUGCCCUGGCGACCAGGGACAACAUGAAGCUGUUUCUUGUUCAGUUGAACACCACUAUUCCUAAGUUCAAGGACCGGGUACGGCUGACUGGGAGCAAGCCUGAGCUGAAGAGCCGGUAUCACGAGUACCUCCUAAGGUCCGCCGAGUUGCCCGUAACGAACACGGCUACAACACCUUCAGCAAAGCGCUCCGCAACGGCGCAACAGUCAGCGGCACCGAAGCGCGUGAAGCGUGAACAGCAAACAGGAGACGACGGAGAGAUGGACUACAAGAGCAUCGAAGACACCGAAGUGCCACAGCUAGCAGCACCGAAGCGCGUGAAGCUUGAACAGCAAACAGGAGACGACGAAGAGAUGGACUACAAGAGCAUCGAAGACACCGAAGUGCCACAGCCAGCAGCACCGAAACGUGAGGAGUGUGCACCGCAAGCCGGAGAGAGCGAGGCGGUUGGCGACAAGAGCAUCGAAGACACCGAAGCGCCACAGCCAGCAGCACCGAGGCGUGAGGAGUGUACACCGCAAGCCGGAGAGAGCGAGGGGGUUGGCGACAAGAGCACCGACAAUACCCAAGACACGAUGUCAAGCAUGCUGUCGCGUCUCUUUGUGGCUGAUAGGGUGCAGCUAUCAACAUCCACAAUAAUCUGCCUCGACGCGUUAGGAUCUCCGUUGAGCGCUGUCGCAGCGUGGAAGCCUGAGAGCGAAGGUUUAUCAAGCAGACUUUCGCCGCUGGUCGACCCGAUAUCCAUUCUCGUCUCCGCUCGCGACUCUAUCAUUGUAACGCACAGUUAUCUCGACAAUUUUGGUCGGUUGGCUGCUGCGAUUCGCACACGUCCGGUCACUGCCCCAGCCUGCUUCAGCUCAUUCCUUGCCUGCUUACAUUUCACGUUCAUCGUGGACCGCGGAGACGCCGGAGAUACGUUGGCUGUGCCAGACAAAGAGCCGGAAGACACGAGUUUAGACGAGGCAGCAGUUAUGGCCGAGGUUGAUGUCCUGUCGAACGAAGUAAACCGCGCCUUGGCCAAAUGGAGUUCAUCCUUCCCUUCGCCCCCUUCCGAUUCCAUGAUAUAUCCGGUGGACUUCAACCAAACGGAGAGGAUAGAGCUGAGAGGCUUUGCCAGGAAGUACAUUGAGAAGUACCCCCAUCUCAGCAAGCUGGGGAUAGCGAGAGAGGUCUUGCUUGCUACCAGUGAAGACAUUCUGGCAACCGGGCCCAUCGAACGAGGGGAGAAGUUGAAGACAGCGAUGAACGUAUCGAUCGAGGCAAGGAAGAACGUCAAUCUUGUCAAGGGCAAGCCUCCGUCUGCUAAGAGUCCCCACCGCGAGGUGGGUGACAAGGAAGAAGAAGGCGAGAAGACGGACAAGCCGAAUGUACGAAGACAGAUGCCAGUGGUGAUCGAGGGCGACGGUGAUGACGAGGAGGAAUACGAGGGGGCGGACAAGCCGAAGGCGCGAAGACGGAUGCCAGUGGUGGCCGAGGUCGGCGAGGAGGAGGAAGAAGAUCAGGAUUGA
Messenger RNA from Alternaria conjuncta, 1572 nucleotides. RefSeq lists its product as uncharacterized. Lineage: Eukaryota; Fungi; Ascomycota; Dothideomycetes; Pleosporales; Pleosporaceae. The transcript has 2 exons. The record is from RefSeq and is a predicted model, not a curated record. The coding region runs from base 1 to 1572 and encodes 523 amino acids.